ACGAUCUAGACGAUGUUGCCGCUGCGUCUCAAAUCAAUCAGGCUCUGAGUGAUCAGCGCGUCGGUCCGCUUCAAUCUCAAAAAGAGAUCAAGGAUGUGAGAUGUCCCUUUACCAAAUGACGUGGACCAGCUGUGUUGAUAUUGACUGUGUAUAGUCUUCUCUCGAUCCGGGGAUGAGGGCUUCGGUGGUUAAAUGGGUGUUGGUGGUUGACACCAGUUUCAUUCUGUCCCAUCUUCAUUUGGUCGACAACUUGGUGGACGCAUACCACCGCUGGGGAAACGUCGUUAUGCUUCCAUGGGCCACCAUCAUGGAGCUUGAUGGCCUGAAGAAGAGCAAUUCGAACAUCCGUGUCAAAAACGCCAAAGGCAUCGAAGAAACCGUGAGUCUCGGUAUGCUCGCCCGCCGUGCCAAUCACUGGUGCUACGAAACCAUGGCAAAGAGGAAGAGCGGUCUGUGGGGACAGAUGAAAGAAGAGGUCAUUGAUCCUAUGGCUGUAAAGGGGGACGCUGCGAUUCUCGAUUGUUGCCGCUUUGUGAAGCAGAAAAAGAGUGUCCACACCGCGAUCCUCUCCAACGAUAAGAACCUUUGCUACAGAGCCCUGGUAUACAAUGUCUCUGCCGUCUCAUUCGCUGGCACUCCUUUGACUGCCGAUGGAGUCAUGAAGACCCUUGAAUCCAAUAAGAAAGAUACAUCCUCAUCCCGUCCACCCGGUAUCUGGUCCUCGGUCGAAGAUUUCGAUAAACCCGUCCCCAAGUUGCCGGAAAACCCUCCUUCCUUUCCUAAAACACCCCCACGGGUCGAAAUUACCGGAAAGGGUCUCUACGACUCGCUGUAUACCGGGUCAUCUUGUGGAGCGGUUGCGCCGUCUGAUGGUAACCGGAGCGGGCAUGGGCAUGGAAACUUCAAUAAUUUGCCUAAGGUUCAGGCCGAUGUGGGAUUGCUCUUGCUCAGGAUCGAAGAUGAUCUCCUAACCAACAUUGUUCCAUUACUGCAUGCGCUCUGGACCUCCUCCAACCUUAUUUCUCGGGGUAUUCAGGAUCCUUCCGGGGCACGGAACCUCGAGAAUAUUGAAAUUUCCCUCUGGCAUUGUGUUCAGCCUUUGUUCGAUCAGCUGUACCCCGGAAAAACGGAAAUUCGUGGACAGGUUAGCAGCAGUGAGCUCUCACGCAUCUGGAACGCCUGGGGUUCCUGGUCGGCUCCAGAUUUGCAACGUCUACCGUCCGUCAAGCCAACACCUCAAGGUCUCACUCGUUUCAUCGAGAGUUGGGAAGUUCUUUGGCGUGGCUUGAUUCAUUUCGCCCAGGAACCUGAAGAUACCAACCGUCGUCUUCUGCUUACUGUUGAGACAUGGAAGGCGUUGAUUUCGGGGCUUGCUCAUAGUUUGGCUGCUUUUAAGUAACCGACUAAUCAUAGCCAGAUUUCCUGUGGCUCACUCAGCUUCCCCUGUUAUUCAUGCUGUUACAAUUCCUCUCUUCCCCUGUGAGAUUUCCCCAAUAUCGAUACCCAGUCCCGAAUCCAGAAUCAACUUACCGUCAUGGUCUUGAGUGCCCCGACGUUGUACAAGUUGUUUCUCCCUUCAUUCAUCUAUUA
This is a messenger RNA of Tricharina praecox, 1590 nucleotides long. RefSeq names its product PIN domain-containing protein. Bases 173 to 1399 code for a protein of 408 amino acids. Lineage: Eukaryota; Fungi; Ascomycota; Pezizomycetes; Pezizales; Pyronemataceae. Gene Ontology annotation, cellular component: nucleus. The transcript has 3 exons. The record is from RefSeq and is a predicted model, not a curated record.